This is a messenger RNA of Hibiscus syriacus, 1270 nucleotides long. RefSeq lists its product as uncharacterized. The transcript has 7 exons. Bases 128 to 1066 code for a protein of 312 amino acids. The record is from RefSeq and is a predicted model, not a curated record. NCBI's taxonomy places the organism in Eukaryota, Viridiplantae, Streptophyta, Magnoliopsida, Malvales, Malvaceae.
ACUCUUUAUCUGUACACGACACUGAAAUUCUUAACUUCUCCGAAGGGAAAAGAACAUGAAAAAGAUACCCAUAUAUGAAAGGGUUUUCCCUUUGCGAAUCUGUAAAAAGAAAAGAGAGACUUGAACAAUGGAGAGUAGUGAGAAUAAAACGGUGGCAGUACUCAAUCAAACAAAAGGAUUUCAAGGAAUCAGAUUACAGAAUCCAUUUGCUUUGAAAGUGGGUCAAGUAUUCACUGGCUUUGGCAUUGGCUGUGGUAUUGGUAUUGGCGUGGGUCGCCCUUUAAAUCUAGGUGCGAUACCGAUGGUGGGCCAAGUUAUGACUGCAACUAGAGGAGCAACCGAUGCGUUUUCGGGUGUUAGCAGACAUGUAAACAGUGCUUUAUGGAAAUUGGGAGCUAAGAGCAUUCAAGCUGGGGUUGGAUGUGGAGUUGGUCUUGGCCAUGGUUUUGGUGUUGGACUUGCUGUGAAGCCUGGGGUGAUGCAUCAAAUUCAAUGUAGUAUUACGGAAACAAUGGCGAAUUUGAUGAUGAAGUUCGGAAUGGCUUCCAAUUCACCCUUCAGUGAAGGUGCUUUUCCGGCAUCCUUUCAAAGGGCUUUGACCACAACAAAUGAACCCUCCCAAAAUCCAUUCGGAAACAUGAAGCACAUAGUAUCAAAGCUAGCAGAUCCAACAUCUCAAGGCUUGCACGGACAUGGAAUUAUGAGCAGAGGUUCAGCUUAUGAAAAUGAAUCACCAAAAUCUCCUGCUGAGACAUCUUUUGGAACUCGAACAGAAAAGGUUCUUAAUAGUUUUUUGCAAAAUCCGGUUUUGAAGGAAGAUGGAACCGGGCUAAAUGAACUGGCCUGGAGGUUGCAAAAUGAAAACAACAUGCUUCAACUGGUAUUGAAGCAUCAACAAAUCAUUGAAGAACUUAUGCAGGAGAAUGAGAAACUUCAUCAGAUACUCGUGGAAGACCUGAAAAUAUCACCCAGCAAGUUCCAAACCAGUUACUCCUCGAGUAAAAUGAAACCCCCAUGUUCAGAAUGCUUCCAUUGCCGAAGGAAACGAAGGAAAAAUAGACGAUGAUUAUCGGCCUUGUGUUUCAUUCGGAUAUGUCCACCUAUGACUAAUCUCAAUUCGAUUUUCUAUGUACUAUUCGAUUGUAGGCCAGCAAACUAAUUCAUUUCUAUCUAGAAAUCACGACAGACAAUACAGAAAUGGUUGUAAAAGGUUGUUGUUUUUACUCCAACAGGACUUCCUGAAGAAAUAAAGAAGAUACAGACAAGAGAA